Molecule: messenger RNA, 1902 nt
Organism: Acanthocheilonema viteae
Lineage: Eukaryota; Metazoa; Nematoda; Chromadorea; Rhabditida; Onchocercidae
Source: the annotation of a GenBank genome assembly
AUGACUUUUCGAUUCGCCUGGUUUGUGUUGUUCAUUUCUAUAUGCUGUGCUCAAAAUGAUAGUCUCGAAGGAUCUGGCGAAGGAUCCGGAGAAGGGGAUCUAUUAACUCCAGAAAAUCUUUGGCAGUCAUCAUCUGUGCAACAGGAUGACGACGAUUCAAUAAAGAGAGGAUGUGGUGUGGAUUUGUUGUUUCUUCUGGAUACUUCUGGAAGCUUGGAGCAUAUCUAUACGCAACAUAUUAAUUGGACAAAUCAACUUGCCGAAGCAUUACUAACUGAUAAGGAUCAAGUACAUAUUGCCGUAAUUCAAUAUGCCGAAAUACCAAUUACCGAAUUUUCUCUUGGUGCUUAUCGAGAUCCGCGUGAUAUUACUAAUCAUAUUAUGUCAAUUAAUUUUCAUUCCGGUGGUACCAGGACAGGUAAAGCACUAUUGGCAGCAAAAACUGAAUUGCUUAGUGAAGAGAAAGGAGCCAGAACCAAUGCUAGCAAAAUUAUUGUUCUAUUUACGGAUGGGUUAUCUGUCGAUGAUCCUAUAAAACACGCUCAGCAGUUACGUGAAGUUGAAAAAGUCAAAAUUUAUGUUGUAUAUGCUGGAUCGGAUGGUUUUGAAUCUGAAAUGAACCGCAUUGCUGGUGAAAAAUCGAAUGUCUUCGGAUCGCAUGAAUUCACUCGAUUGAAAAAAAUGUUAACCGCUGAAGUGGAAAAUGCCCAAACAUGCGAAACUCAAAAGGAAUGGGAUAUACCAACAGCUACUAUAAAAACAAUGUUAAAUGCAACAGGGAUCGAAUCAUCCCGUUCUUCAAGUAAGAUCGCUACAUCAAAAUUGCUUACGGUUAGCAGAACAAGCACGUCAACUACGACAUAUCCUACAUCACAUAGAUCAUUAACGAAAGAUACACAAUUGAAACAUAAGAGCAGGAAAAUUCCAACCAAACAAAUAACUGAAUCUCAAGAUGAGGAUGAGAAGCUUUUGGAAACAGAUGCACUUGAUAAAAUCAGCGAUGAAAAUAUUAAUAAAGCACCAAUCAGUAAGGUCAAUAUUGACGAACAGUUUGUGGAAGCUAUAACCACUCCCCAACAAGCGACGCUUACUAAGGAUCACACUAAAAAUGAUGAAGAAAGUGAAAAUAGUGUGACUCUUUUUAAAUUUACCAAGAAGCUACGAAAGGGACAUCCACGAACGGAAGUGACAACAUCGUCUACAAACCAUUUAUCUACUCAAGGUCGAGAAACUUCACGACUGGCUGAUCUUCUUAGCAACAAGACGACAUCAGCAUCGCAACAUGUGACAGUGCAACGUAUUUCAACCGCAAGAAAAUCAGGAAAAACAGGACCAGCUAGAAGCAUUGAAAAAAGCCAAGGACGGUGUCCACGAGAAAUUUUGUUUAUCGUUGAUAGUUCUGGAUCAGUGCAAAGGAUAUACGAUCAACAAAAAGAAUAUCUUUUGUCACUGCUCAAUGAAUUACAAAUUGGUGAAGGAGAUCAACGGGUCGCUUUGAUUCAAUUCGCUGGUAGUUCACAUCAAAGAGUUGAGUGGACAUUUGAUACAUACAAAGAUAUCAACGAUAUUGCGGAAGCGCUAACUCAAGUUCGACAUUUCACCGGGACAACAUAUAUCGGACGUGCACUGGAAAAUUCAAUCGGUGUUUUGGAAACUCGCAGACAAGGAAUACCAACAACUGUGAUACUUGUAAGCGAUGGUUUCUCGCAAGAUGAUGCCAGUAAGCCAGCAGAAGAAAUUCGCCGAAUGCCGAAUGUUGAUUUCUAUGCUGUCAGCAUGUCAGAACUUAAUAAUUUCGAAUACCUUACGAAACUGACGGAUGACCCAUCAAAGGUAUAUGUUGGACCACAAAGUGAGGAUCUAAAACAGAAUUUGCUGAAUUUAAUCCACUGCAAAACAUGA